AGGUUCAGGUGAGACCUUCUCCCAGGCCACCCCUCCUCAGUAUCACUUUUGUCACUACUACCCCUCCAGUCUGCCUCAGGCCCCCAUCUGCUUCUGGAACCUCAGCCUCCUCCCCACGUUGCCCACCCCAGACACCAGGUUCACUCCAGAGGGACUUCUUGAGCCAGUGCCCCUCUGCCCACACACCUGCCUUGGCUCCACAUGGACCUCUUCCCCUGCCACCAAUUUCUUCUAUCCUCUCCACUCCUAACCAUGCUAUCGCAGCCAGCUACAUUUUCUCAAGCUGCUGGGAGCCCUCCUCACUGUCCCCUCCAGCACAGAGGUGCCAUUGUGCAAGAACACAGUGGGAGGGGCUUGGAGGAGCUUGGAGAGCCAAUUAUAGGUUUGAGGAAUCUUGGUGAACUCCUACUCAUGUGUUGAAGCCCCAUCUGUAAUGCCUCCUCCUCCAGGAAGCCUUCCAGGACCCAGUCUUUCCCUCUGGACCUUCCUUGACUGCAUGGGACUAUACCAGUUCCUCUUCCCCCUGAGUCGCUGGGUGCAGAGCCAGAGGAACGCCGGCGACCCCAGCAGCGCUGCGGAGGGUGCUGGCCGUUGCGGUCCCCGUGUCCAGGUGGGCCAGGACGCAGCCUCUGGGCGCCGUCGCUUUUCCAGCACCACCGAGGCAAAAGCGUGGCAGUAGGACCCAAAAGGUUGCUUGAAUGGGGGGCACCCUGGCAUGGACGCUGCUGUUGCCGCUGCUGCUGCAGGAGUCAGACAGCCAGGAACCGUCAUGCACCAUGCCCUCCACGGAUGUGGACUGGAACACGGAGUUCAGUGCCACGUGCCUGAAUUUCAGUGGCCGUGGCCUGAGCCUGCCCCUCAACCAGUCUCUGCGGGCCAGCAACGUGCUUCUCCUUGACCUGUCUGGGAAUGGCCUGCGAGAGCUUCCAGUGACCUUCUUUGCCCACCUGCAGAAGCUUGAGGUCCUGAACGUGCUACACAACCCACUAUCCCGUGUGGAUGGGGCGCUGGCUGCCCGCUGUGACCUUGACCUGAGGGCUGACUGCAGCUGUGCCCUGGAGUCCUGGCACGAGGUCCGGCGAGACAACUGCUCUGGCCAGAAGCCUCUGCUCUGCUGGGACACAACCAGCUUCCAGCACAACCUCUCUGCCUUCCUGGAGGUCAGCUGCGCCCCCGGCCUGGCCCCUGCAACCAUUGGGGCAGUGGCAGUCAGUGGGUGCCUACUUCUCGGACUUGCCAUCGCUGGCCCCGUGCUGGCCUGGAGACUCUGGCGAUGCCGAGGAGCCAGGAGCCGGGACCUGGACAAGCCCUGGCCUGCUCAGGAUAGGCCCAAGCCCAGUUUAGGCUUGCAACCACGGUAUGGCAGCCGGAGCACCCCCAAGCCCCAAGUGGCCACGCCACCCCGCCCCUCCACUCCUGACUAUGAGAACAUGUUUGUGGGCCAGCCAGCAGCCGAGCACCAGUGGACUGAACAAGGGGCUCACCCUUCAGAGGACAAUGACUUUUACAUGAACUACAAGGGCAUCGACCUGGCCUCCCAGCCUGUCUACUGUAACCUGCAGACACUGGGCCAGGCCCCGAUGGAUGAAGAGGAGUACGUGAUCCCUGGGCGCUGAGCCUAAGAUGUCCCAACCUCCACCCAGACCCCCUUCAGUCCCUGCUGGGUGACUCAGGGCAUCCUAACUCCUCCCGGGCCUCAGUUUCCCCAUCUGAAGAAUGGGGACAGGAAAGGAUCCUUGAGGCCCCAGGAAGCUCUGCCGCCCCCUCCCUGUCUCCUAUGCUGCUCCUCAGCCCGCUCGGCUCCUAGAGGGAGAAGAGGAGAGACCCCCAACAAGGAGACAGGAGAGUCACUGUGUGAAUCCUGUCGUCACCCUCCUGUGGAUGUACAGGCAGUGCUCAAUAAAUGCUUUGAGGCUAAUGAGGCUCAGGGUGAGUAGGUUCCUCAAGGUGGGGAUUUCUGAGUUCUAAGACCAAGUCUCCAUCUGAGACUCCCAAAUUGCUCCCCACCUCCCAUCCCUGUUUUGUUUUGUUUUGUUGUUGUUUUGUUUGUUAGUUUGUUUUUGAGACCGAAUCUCACUCUGUCACCCAGGCUGGAGUGCAGUGGUGUGAUCUCGGCUCACUGCAACCUCCGCCUCCCGGGUUCAAGUGAUUCUCCUGCCUCAGCCUCCCAAGUAACUGGGAUUACAGGCAACUGCCACAAUGCCCAGCUAAUUUUUGUAUUUUUAAUAGAGACAGGGUUUCGCCAUGUUGGCUAGGCUGGUCUCGAACUCCUGACCUCAAGUGAUCUGCUCACCUCGGCCUCCCGAAGUGCUGGGAUUACAGGCGUGGCCACCGUGCCCAACCACAUUCCUCCCUUCUGCCCCUCUCAGGGCCCCUUCCCAGGUUCCUCAUCUCCAGGUUCGGCCCCCAGUGCAGCCCACACCACCCCAAAAUAAAAAUGUAUAUAUAUUGCUUUA
Molecule: messenger RNA, 2456 nt
Organism: Rhinopithecus roxellana (golden snub-nosed monkey)
Lineage: Eukaryota; Metazoa; Chordata; Mammalia; Primates; Cercopithecidae
Gene: LRRC25
Product: leucine rich repeat containing 25
Exons: 4
Coding region: 699-1616 (305 amino acids)
Source: RefSeq, a predicted model, not a curated record